Arabidopsis thaliana (thale cress) is the source of this 882-nucleotide messenger RNA. Its product is annotated as RING/U-box superfamily protein. The record is from RefSeq and is marked reviewed. The transcript is spliced from 2 exons. Bases 1 to 882 code for a protein of 293 amino acids. NCBI's taxonomy places the organism in Eukaryota, Viridiplantae, Streptophyta, Magnoliopsida, Brassicales, Brassicaceae.
AUGCGUGGAGAUUCAAAGCAAGAGGGAGAUGAAGAAAGCAAGCUUACAGUGAGCUGUGCUAAUGACGUAGAAGGGAUUCGCGUAAGGAAGAGAGGCGAUUCCAGAGAAGAAGAAGCAAAGGGAUUCAAAUCCCUAAAUUGGAACUGGGAUUUUCAAACUUGUGCUUUAAGAGUGUCGAUGACUCUUACCACCGUUAUUCCUCCAGAACAAACUGAAGAAGCAGCUCCAUCUGAUCACGCUGAAGAAGUUGAUCAAGUCUCGCUCAAUGAGGAUCUAGGUUUGGAGGUUGAGAACGAUGCCAACUUUUUCUAUGGAGAAUCAUCUUCAUCUCAGCCUGGCCGAGGUGUUCCAUUCUACGAGCUUCCACACUUAAGGUAUGAGCACGAUGUUAACUUUUCUUAUGGAGAAGCAUCUUCGUCUCAGCUGGGAGGAUUUGUUCCAUUUCACGGAUUGCCAUACUUAGGCUAUGAGCAGGAUCCUAACGUUUUUUACGGACAAUCAUCUCCAUAUCAGCCUCAAGAAGUUCUAUUCCACUGGUUGCCACGCUAUGAGCACGACUUCGAUCAUCAAACUGAGGAAGCGUUUCAUCCUCAGUUUGAACAAGUUUUGCAAGCUUCAUUCAAUGAGACCAAUACUGCCAGGUUAAAACCUGCGAGCAAGCUCGCUGUUGAGUCUUUAAAUAGGAAAACAUACAAGAAGGCUAGUGAUGUCGUAGGUGAGAAUGAAAUGUGUAGUAUUUGUCUAGAAGAGUUUGACGACGGAAGAAGCAUUGUGGCUCUACCAUGUGGACACGAGUUUGACGAUGAGUGUGCCCUGAAGUGGUUUGAGACCAAUCACGAUUGUCCUCUAUGUCGUUUCAAGUUGCCAUGUGAAGAUCAAUGA